Messenger RNA from Bactrocera oleae (olive fruit fly), 3445 nucleotides. Its product is annotated as colorectal mutant cancer protein. NCBI's taxonomy places the organism in Eukaryota, Metazoa, Arthropoda, Insecta, Diptera, Tephritidae. The record is from RefSeq and is a predicted model, not a curated record.
ACGCAUUAUAUUGGUUCAUAGAGAUCCCUAUAAUAUGCAAAAGAUAUUUGAGACGCGGAUAUAUUUGUGGGUAGGUAUGAAGGUGUCAUAUUAAAUAAAUAUUUGGGUGUAUAAAUAAUUAUUUAAUUAAAAUAACUAUAUUUUCUAAUAACCAAAAUGUUUAAAUUUCCUUACAUUAUAGUCUGUUCCACCAUAAACAUUUUUUGUUUCUCUAAAAUUUUGUGACAUUUCGUUUUGUGGUAUUGACAAUUAUGUGCUUAUGGUUUUUCUAUUUUCUUGUAUACAUUAAUAAUUCGUUUUUAUAUGCAUUUCUAGUUUGUGUUUCUAUUACUACAUUUUAAAAAUCUUCUAAUCUUCAAUUAAUAAAUUAAUAAAUAUUUCAGAUUCUUCAAAUAAAGUUGCUUAAGAUUGUUUUAAAAUAUAUGAAUUAUUUCUGUUUCGGAAGCUUCAACAAUGUGAAGAAAACGAAAGGAUUUUCAAUUGGGCGUAGGGGUAGUGCUAAUGCGAUUUGGAUUGCUUGAUAACGCAUAAAAAGACAAUAACUCAUAAGAAAAAGUGGUUGUGAUCCAAAAAGCUGAAAGUAAAAAAACAUUUUGAUUAAAAAUGUUUAACGAUGUUCACCUUGCACGCGUUAGUAAAAUUCAACGCAGUGCGGACGUGGCUAAAGGUCCUACUGACUCAAAAUCUGUCGGUCGACGCUUUACUACACGCAGCACCAAGGAAGUUCAUUUGGAAAAUAAUAUCACGGACGUGGUAUAUGUUAGUAACAACUUACUUAGGGCGGGUGAUAUUGUCGUUACCAAGGAAAUUGAAUCACCCGAUCACACUCAACGCGACAACAAUGAAAGUGAUAAUAACAUUAGCUCCUGUUCCACACUGGAUAUCGGAAAGGUGGAAAAUCUAUCACUUCAACAGUUGGAAUCUCAAGUGCGAGAUCUAGUGCAUCGUCUCCAAAUAUCUGAACAACAACGAGCAGAUUUGCAACAUAAAUUGGAGGAAUGCAACGGAGAAAAAGAUUUGUGCCUGCGUCGUUUAGAAGUUGUCAGUGCAGCACAUGAAUGUCGCAUAACAGAAAUGCACUGCGUCAUCGCUGAAUUAAGUAAGAAAUUAAGAGCUAAACAAGAAGCCGUAAUAUUAGAGGAGAACGAGCCUGAUGAGAGUGAACUGAGUUAUCAAGAAGAUGUGUCUGUUUACAAUUCCGAGUUAAAUUUGACCAACCCCGAUGCUGAAUGUCAAACUGAUAUAGUUGAAAGUGGAGCAGAAAAGUCAAACUGUAAAAGUCAUAGCACUGGUGAUAAUGUCCAUUGCAUAGAUUUAACAGACCAAUAUCGAAUUAAUGAGGCGGUUAGCAAAGGACAAGUGGAGGCACUUCAAGAAGAGAUUCUACACUUAAAAGCCCAAAUUGCCCUACUACAGUCAGAAAUUGCAAAUAACGAAAUCUCACCACAGGAGCAAAAACAAAGUACUGAACAUUUUCCCACAACGAUUGUUAGUGAAGACAAAAAUAGUGAAUGUGAUGUCGAAAAGAUGACCCAAUCCGUUUUUGUAACACCUCUAAAGCCGUAUGAGUUGUUAUCAAGUCCCCAAGUCCCACCAACUGUAGCGAAAAUAGCUGAACGUGUAAAAUUAAAAUGUGGAAGCAGGCCAAUGCCCCCCAAACUGGAGUCAAACAUUCCUAAUACUGAAAUGCAGGACGAUGAUAUAGUUGAGCAUUUGGUGUUAGACUCCAAGCAGUAUGAGCAGGGCAUGGCGAAUAGUUACUCCGAAAUAUCUCAAACGGACACAGAAAUGCAGCGACUACAACGAAAAGUUGAGCACCUAAAAAUGCGGAACACAAUUCUCUCCCUCACGCUAGACGAGUGUAAGGAACACUGCGAACACCUGUAUUUACUUUGUGGCAAAUACGAAUCUAAUGCGAUAGCUCUGCAAACGGCAGUCAAUUGCAGUGAUCGUGCAAUAGAAGCUUACGAUGUUAUGUUGGCACUCCUGGAGAGCAAAUUAGCAUUAAUGUCAGAAAAAUCUCAUAGUGCCGAAGAGAGCAGAAGAGCUGUAGAGACAGUGGCACGACACUUAUUAGACCGCUUAGAAAGUGAGAAGAACAUUUGUGAGAAUAGCUUGGGGCCUUGGCAGUCAACAUUCAGCAUUCCGGAUAAAGUGUGCACACCAUGGACUAUAGAUGAUGACAACCGCUUGCGAUAUCACGUUUCCAAAUUGAAAGGACGUCGAUCAACAGUACAAAAUACAAUAGUCAAUUUGGAGUCACCAUUUAGCGACUUGUAUGAAAAAUCGCGCUUAGCCAUCGAAAGUGGGAAAGGAAAAGUUAGCAACACAAAAUUUGAUCUCGAAACGGCUGUAAUGAUGCAAGAGUUAUUGAAUUUGCGAGAGGAAAAUAUCACAUUGAAAUCAAAGAUCGAGUCAACGGAAGCAGAAAAACGUAUUGCCAACGAACGCAAUAGCUCGCUCGAAGAAGCCUUGCAACAAUUGCAACUUCAAUUGCAAUUGCAACUACAAAUUACUACAGAUACAAGUAGCGCACUUUUUCAUCGUGAACAGAUCGCUGAAAAUAGAGUAUCGUAUUCCGAGUCGGAGCAUGUCGCACUUACAGAACAACAAUUGGUCGAGGCAUUAACACGCGAAUCAGAGCUUAAAAGUCGCAUACAAACGUUAAUUGCAUCCGUUACGGCUUCACAACUUAAUGCAGAUGAACGACACGUCCAGCUUCAAAAUAAUAUUCAGGAUUUGCAAAAAUCAAAUUUAAACCUAACGCAACUUUUGGAGCAAAACAAACGCAGAUAUCAAGCACGCGUACGCAGAUUAGAACAGAGAAUUGUGGAAAUGUCAUUUGGCGCGGAUAAGAAAUUUAGUGAAGAAAAAUGUAUUACCAAUGAUAAUUGUAUUGGUCCUGACAAUUUCACUAAUAAUACUAAAGCUCAGCAGCCUCAACGCUUAAAAUCAAAAAACUCAGAGGAACUAUCACAGACGUAUGAGUCACAACUACAAAUACAAGAUAUCGUGCCUGAGACUACUCUUUAGAAUAAUAAAUAGCGGAACUAUGUUCACAACAGCAAAUACAAUACAAUUAAGUUCAGUUUCCUAUUAUUCUAGCCUACCAUAUGCCAAAUUCACUUAAAAUUUUUAAUUAAUCUAAUCCAUUCGAAUGUGCCAUUUAUCGAUUGAUUUACCGCUUGGCUUAGCUAAUCGGGCGCCUUUGUGCAAGUAUGCAAUAUUUAAUUAAUUGUGCAUUAAUUACAAAUGCACAUUUCUGCAUCACUUAUACAUAUAAAGUAUUGCGGUAUCAUAAUUAAUUAUAUAUAUUCCCAUAAAUAUACCUAAUAUAUAUAUAUUAUAUACGUAUGCGUAAGUAUGUUUUGAUUACACAUUGCUUGUUAAUAUAUUACUAUUGUACAAAAUGCGCUAAAAUAAAUUAUAAAAAUUGAAAUAUAAA